UGAGCACCAGACGCAAGCAUGCAGUAUAGUUUGACAUAAGGAUAAGAUAGAUAUUAUCAGCCUUUAAUCGCAACAGGUGAACGUCGAAAUUAUCUGCAUGUACGUUUUGACCAACAAUAAUGGCGAUUGGUAUCGGUUCCAGUCGAAUUGCGCAAAACUUGGGCCGCUUCAAGCUGAUUACUUUUGAUGUUACGGAUACGUUGUUGAAGUUUUCUCGACCGCCUGAAGUCCAGUAUGCCCUGGCAGCCAGACAGAAUGGAUGUACAGGCAUAGAUGAACGAGCAUUGUCUGAACGGUUUCGAGUUCAUUUCAAGAAAAUGGCUCGCGAAUAUCCUAAUUUUGGGAAGUUCUCCGGCUACGACUGGCACUGGUGGUGGAGAUCCUUAGUGAUGGACAUAUUUCGUGAUUCCCAUACUCAUAUCGAUGAAAUAAUGCUUGGUCGCCUUGCCGAUCAGCUUAUUGAAAACUACAAAACAAAAGACUGCUGGACCAAAGUUGAAUUAGCUAAUGAAGUGCUGGAAAUAGCCAGGUCAUGCCAAAAACAUGUAGGAAUUAUAUCAAACUUCGACCCACGGUUAUGUGAUAUUCUAGAAGCAAUGGCCUUGCCGAAAGUGGACUUCGUCCUCACUAGUUACGAGGCUGGCAGCCAAAAACCGUGCUAUCGAAUUUUUGAUCUCGCCCUAAGCCGAUGCAAUGCCAUCGUGCUUCCUAGUGAAGCGUUGCACAUUGGAAACACACCCAGUUUGGACUACAUAGGAGCAAAGCGUGCAGGUUGGUCUAGUGUGCUGGUUAAUGUGACGGUGGAAGCAGAGCGGGAAGUUUCUCUAAACUCGGAAAUCAAUCCAAAGCAUGUAUUUAAAAAUUUCCAAGAAUUUAUUCACGUAUUAGAAUCAACGGAACUUGCAUGGUGAUUUUAAAGCCAUGCUAGAAUUGUUUAGAUGGCUUUGUUGUUUUGUUCUAAAGUCUAGAUAAUAAAUUAGUAUUUUCUAAAAGCAUAUUAUAUCACUUGCAUGAGAUCUGUCGGGAACAGUCGUUCACGAAUUGGAAUAUUUAGUCAAUUAGUUUUGUUUUGACAUAGUUAUGUG
Sabethes cyaneus is the source of this 1085-nucleotide messenger RNA. RefSeq names its product rhythmically expressed gene 2 protein. Lineage: Eukaryota; Metazoa; Arthropoda; Insecta; Diptera; Culicidae. The record is from RefSeq and is a predicted model, not a curated record. The transcript has 2 exons. The coding region runs from base 120 to 911 and encodes 263 amino acids.